Messenger RNA from Humulus lupulus (European hop), 1715 nucleotides. Its product is annotated as probable envelope ADP,ATP carrier protein, chloroplastic. The coding region runs from base 88 to 1344 and encodes 418 amino acids. Gene Ontology annotation, molecular function: ATP transmembrane transporter activity. Gene Ontology annotation, biological process: transmembrane transport. NCBI's taxonomy places the organism in Eukaryota, Viridiplantae, Streptophyta, Magnoliopsida, Rosales, Cannabaceae. The transcript has 10 exons. The record is from RefSeq and is a predicted model, not a curated record. Gene Ontology annotation, cellular component: thylakoid membrane.
GCAUUACCCGCCUAUGCGGACUUCUCUCUCUGCAACUACCUUACCUCUUUCCCUCCUUUCUCCUUAUCUUCUUCCUCUCUUCGUAUUAUGAGGGAAGAAAAGGCCGUACUUUCAUGGCGGACUAUUCCAGACCUAAAUCCGCCGUCUUCCUUUCACCCUACGGAACACGACCACUCGCUUUGGAAGAACAACCACCCUUGCCUCGGCCUCACCUUGAGUCUCAAUGGCGCUGGCGCUAGGAGUAGGAGGACUAGUGUUGCUCCCACAGUCUGUAAUUUCGCCUCCCUUUCGGUUGUGGAUAAGAGAGACGGUGAACAGAAGGAGUUCGCACCGACACCGGCUCAGCUCGUUAAACACCCCUUAGCUAUUCUCGCUUUGGUCCCCAAAGACGCCGCGCUUUUCGCCGCUGGAGCUGUCGCUGGUGCCGCUGCUAAGACCUUCACUGCUCCCCUUGACCGUAUCAAGAUUCUUAUGCAGACUCAUGGGGUACGAGUUGGACAAGAAAGUGCGAAGAAGGCAAUUGGCUUCAUUGAGGCCAUAACAAUGAUAGGGAAGGAAGAGGGGCUAAAGGGGUACUGGAAAGGCAAUCUCCCUCAGGUGAUACGGGUCAUACCUUAUAGCGCCGUCCAACUUUUUGCGUAUGAAACCUACAAGAAGUUGUUUAGGGGAAAGGAUGGAGAGCUCUCUCUCAUUGGAAGACUUUCUGCAGGUGCUUGUGCAGGCAUGACAUCAACUUUUAUGACAUAUCCUCUAGAUGUCCUGAGGUUACGCCUAGCAGUUGAACCAGGUUAUCGAACAAUGUCCGAGAUUGCAUUGAGCAUGCUAAAGGAGGAAGGAGUAGCAGCAUUUUACUAUGGUUUAGGGCCGUCUCUAAUAGGAAUAGCUCCAUAUAUUGCUGUCAACUUUUGUGUUUUCGAUUUGGUUAAGAAGUCUUUGCCAGAGAAUUUUCAAAAAAAAGCUGAGGCAUCGAUGAUAACAGCCCUCGUGUCAGCUUCGCUCGCCACACUCACGUGUUAUCCUUUGGAUACUGUGAGAAGACAGAUGCAAAUGAGGGGCACACCUUACAGGACUGUAUUGGAUGCCAUUCCAGGAAUCGUGGCUCGAGAUGGACUUGUAGGACUAUACCGAGGUUUCUUGCCCAACGCUUUAAAAACUCUACCAAACAGCAGCAUUAGGCUUACCACAUACGAUUUUGCCAAACGUCUAAUAGCAAGGAGUGAAAAAGAGUUGCAGAAAAUCACCGAGGAAAAUCACCACAAGCAAAACCAAAGUGAGAAAGAUUUGCCGAAAAUUGUGGACGAAGAUAGCAACAAAAACAACACGAAAGCACCGGUGGUGGAGUGAUCUAAAUUUGUCUUAUUUCUAUUACCAAUUUUUCUAGUAGAGAUCAUGUUCUAGUGAUUAGAGUGUCCAUUAUUUCUGGUUUGGUAUCAAUUUUUUUGGGGGCCUGUAGAGUCUUGUCUAGGGGCUGUCUUAUGUAUGUCAGUCUAGUUAGGUUUUCAGUUAUUUAGUGGCAUUUAUUUUCUAUUAUUAGCCAGUUUUGUCGCUCUAAAAAAUAUUAUUUUUAGCAAUUAUCUUUCUUUCUUUUUUCUUCUUCCUUUUUUUCAUAGCUACUUUGGUUAACAAAGUGUGUAUGUUGAACACUUACACUGUGAGAUAGCAUAAAUCAUAUGCUAUUGUUUAUGGAAAGCUUGAGAUUUUGAAUUUACAGUUUA